AUGUAGCCUACAUUUUUUAGAAAUAUGUUGGUGUAGUUUACCCUAAUUGCAAACAAAAUGGCUGAAUCUAAAAGAAUCCGCGAAAUUGAUGAUGCUGAUUUGGAUUGUGAGCCGUCGACCUCUUCUAGUGGUGAAGGUCAAUCAACAUCUCAGAUUGCAUUACGAGCAGAAGAAGACAGAAAUCUAGACUUUGCUCAUAAUGUUCAAAGUAUAGUGAGACAAUUAGAAAAACGAGGAACUAUGGUCGCCCCAACACUCGUUUUCAAACAAGGUGACACUAUAGGAACCAAUAUUUCUGGAAGUUCUGGUUUUAAGCUUCAACAAAGCAGCAACAUAUUAGGCAGCACUUCACCAACAUAUGAACAGGCAGCCAGGCCUACUGAUGCAGAAGAGCAUGGCACAGCAGGAGAAACACCCUUCCAUUUUAAAGAUUCAAUUUGCCUCGAUCAUAACCUGUACCUGCUUUAUAAUGAAAAACUAGCAAAGUAUGGCGAAGUUUACAGAGGCUUGCAGACUCAUAAAGGUUCUCGAGGAUUCGAUCCAAUCGCCAUAAAAUCUAUCAAACUCAGCGAUGAAAAUAGGAAAGAAGUGGAAAUCAUCCGAAAGCUUCGUUCCCACCCAAAUGUGAUAACUGUCCUCCAAUCUGGGACUUAUUUUUUUGGUCCAAAAGAACAUUUAUUCAUCGCAAUGGAAUACUUUAAAUCUAAAACCUUGACAGACUUUGUCAAAGACGAUCCAAAGCCUAAGACUGACGAAGUCAAACAUAAACAAAUAGAACAAUUUGUUGAAGCUGUCGAUCAUAUCCACAUUAACGAAGUUCUACAUCGCGAUCUUAAACCAGAUAAUAUCUUGGUAUCGGACAAUGGGAGAAUUCUCAAAAUAAUUGACUUUGGUUUGGGAAAACAGUUAAGAAAAGGACAUUUUGUAACCAAAAUGAGCACUUUACGUGUUGGCACUGAUGGUUGGAGGGCCCCGGAAAUAUACCUUUCUGACCUUUGUUCUAAACAAUCGGACAUAUUCUCUUCUGCACUCGUAAUCCAUUUCAUAUCGACCGAUGGUUCCCACCCAUUCGGUAAUGACCCAGAUUCAUGGAAUCUCAAUAUCAAACGAUAUCAAGGAUGUGACCUGAGCAAACUAGAAGGGGACCUAGAGGAUUUGGUUGGUUGGAUGCUCAGAUUCCGACCACAGGAUCGUCCAAAUAUCGAACAAAUUCGAAAACAUAAAUACUUUCAUGGUCAACUUGUUUGCCCUCAUCCCAAACUGAGUUCUGUAGUACGAAGCGCUCCAGAGAAGGAAGUUGUAAAAGUCAAAGAAGAGUUUGAAGAAAGAAUGAAGCAAAUGGAAUUAAAAAAUGAACAAGAAAAGAGGGAUGCGGAGAGAAUGCGGAGAGAGCACGAAAAGGAAAUGAAGCGGGUGCAAGAAGAAAAGAGGAAAAUGAAAAUUGAGAUUGAAAAGCUCAAAACUGGAAAGAAAGAUUUUGCUCAGCCUUCCAAUAUCUCUGCAACAAACCAGCUUGCUGUUUCCACUAGUGCAAACAAGUCCAUUUCUCAAAAGACUGCUGAAGUCAAGUGUCAAGGUUCUGUAGUACGAAGCGCUCCAGAGAAGGAAGUUGUAAAAGUCAAAGAAGAGUUUGAAGAAAGAAUGAAGCAAAUGGAAUUAAAAAAUGAACAAGAAAAGAGGGAUGCGGAGAGAAUGCGGAGAGAGCACGAAAAGGAAAUGAAGCGGGUGCAAGAAGAAAAGAGGAAAAUGAAAAUUGAGAUUGAAAAGCUCAAAACUGGAAAGAAAGAUUUUGCUCAGUCUUCCAAUAUCUCUGCAACAAACCAGCUUGCUGUUUCCACUAGUGCAAACAAGUCCAUUUCUCAAAAGACUGCUGAAGUCAAGUGUCAAGGUGCUGAAUCUCAGUCUUCAAGUCAAACUACUUCUGGUCUAAGAAUCAUCAACCAACAACCGUCUGGUGGGAAGUGGUCAUGGUAUUUCUUGCGAGAAUCACUGCCAGGAUAUGAAGUAAAGGGGACUCUUGUCAUCACCUACUCAUUUCCUGCUGGAAGCCUGAUGGGGGUUUCAUAUGAAGCUCAAGAAUUCACUGAAUAUUUGCCAUGGAAUGAUGGACGGAUAUGUCUCAACUUACUCCAUCAAGCAUUCGAUGCAGGAUUGAUUUUCAAGAUUCAGGAAGUUGGUGACAGAAGAGGAAAAAUUGUUUGGAACGAUGAGUUUCCUCAUAAGACUAAUAAAACUGGAGGACCCGAGAACAAUGGAUAUCCAGAUCCAAACCAUUUAAUGAAACUGAAAGAAGCAUUGAGGGUGAAAGGAUUCCAAGUAUGAUAUAUGGAUAAAGCCAUGGAAUAUAAGAAACUAAAAUGAAUGAGUGGAAGACAAAGAUUUCCGGCAACACGAUUCCACUGCAUAGAAUACUGAAUUGAGAUGUUGAACUCGCCUUCAUCAAAACCAUAUUAAAGAUCUUGAUCAAUUAUUUUGUAAGAUAAAAAUGCGAAUAUUUUGAGAAAAUGUAUUUGUCCGUUUCCGUAUGGGCAUAUCAUCGAAUAGUAAAACGGCCUAGGCAGCUAAAGCGUAAUACUUAACUGCUGGCAUCGCAGAUUACACGUCUCGGGUUCAAAU
Messenger RNA from Styela clava, 2616 nucleotides. NCBI's taxonomy places the organism in Eukaryota, Metazoa, Chordata, Ascidiacea, Stolidobranchia, Styelidae. The record is from RefSeq and is a predicted model, not a curated record.